GUAUCGUCACAUUUUUACGGAACUUUGCAGUCUGUAUCAACUCUCCUACAAGGACCAUGCCGCCUAAAGCUAGUGGUAAAGCCGUGAAGAAGGCAGGAAAGGCGCAGAAAAACAUCACCAAGAGUGAUAAAAAGAAGAAGCGCAAGAGGAAGGAGAGCUAUGCUAUCUACAUCUACAAAGUCUUGAAACAAGUUCAUCCCGAUACUGGAGUUUCAAGCAAAGCCAUGAGCAUCAUGAACUCUUUUGUCAACGAUAUCUUCGAAAGAAUUGCUGCUGAAGCUUCCCGAUUGGCUCACUACAAUAAACGCUCCACGAUCACUUCUCGAGAAAUUCAGACUGCUGUCCGUCUUUUACUUCCUGGAGAGUUAGCUAAACACGCUGUUUCUGAAGGUACCAAAGCUGUCACUAAAUACACUAGCUCAAAGUAAAGUGGCACCCUCCUGAAAACAAUCGGCCCUUUUCAGGGCCACCAAA
Molecule: messenger RNA, 474 nt
Organism: Diachasmimorpha longicaudata
Lineage: Eukaryota; Metazoa; Arthropoda; Insecta; Hymenoptera; Braconidae
Product: histone H2B-like
Exons: 1
Coding region: 57-428 (123 amino acids)
Cellular component (GO): nucleosome
Molecular function (GO): structural constituent of chromatin; DNA binding; protein heterodimerization activity
Source: RefSeq, a predicted model, not a curated record